Anarrhichthys ocellatus (wolf-eel) is the source of this 4062-nucleotide messenger RNA. RefSeq names its product transmembrane and coiled-coil domain protein 3-like. The coding region runs from base 256 to 1620 and encodes 454 amino acids. NCBI's taxonomy places the organism in Eukaryota, Metazoa, Chordata, Actinopteri, Perciformes, Anarhichadidae. The record is from RefSeq and is a predicted model, not a curated record. The transcript is spliced from 4 exons. Gene Ontology annotation, cellular component: endomembrane system.
UAUGUGUGUGUGUGUGUGUGUGUGUGAGGGAGAGAGACAGAAGGGGGCUCAACAUGGAAACCAGAUUCUAGGAACUAGUCCCGAUGUUUAAUUGAAGAACCACCAGCUCCUAACUGACCACUAACACGGGAUUAUUAUGCCCAGCGCCAACGUGUCCGUGCGAAGUUUAUCCGAAGUGGAGAAAUACCUCAGCGGCCGGAUGGUGAGUGUCAUGACCUGAGUGCUGAGGGCAGUUCCCUGAGCAUCUCUGGGUCGAUGCGUCGGGGUUCUUCAGAGAACAAUCUUGACCUGGAUCUGAGUGACGGAGGUCCUGGUGCUGCUCUGGGCUCCGAGGUCCAGCGUAGUCGUUCUUGCUUGGACAACCUCCAGCAAAAGAUCCUGAAAGUCACGGAGCAGCUGAAGAUAGAGCAGACGGCCCGGGACGAGAACGUGGCCGAGUACCUGAACCUGGUGAACAGUGCGGACAAGCUGCAAGUAGGGCGCAUCAAGCAGGUGUUUGAGAAGAAGAACCAGAAGUCAGCUCAACACAUUGCCCAGAUGCAAAAGAAGCUGGAGCAGUACCAUCGAAAGAUGAAAGACAGUGAAAUCCACCACAGCCCAUCCCCUCGCCCGUCCACUGUCAAACACAGCACUUUACCCAGGGAGUCUCCCAGAGAGCUGCUGAAAGACAUGACCGGCAGUGGUCGACACCCGACCAUGGACAAGAUCAAGACCAUUGGCCCAGGUGUUUCGCUCUCCCCUCCUUUCUUCUUCAGCAAGCCCAGAGAGUUCGCCAACCUCAUCAGGAACAAGUUUGGCAGUGCUGACAACAUCGCCCACCUCAAGACCACUCUGGAUGCUUCCUCACCGCUGCCCACUGACAGUGCAGGAAAGGGGCUGAGCAGCAGCACCUCUAUGGUGGGCAAGCCCAAGUAUCCCAGUGAUGAUGAGUGCUCCUCAGGGAGCGCCUCCAUUUCAGCAGACAGUAACGGGAACCCGCCGGCGGGAGGGGUGUCGGCGGGGCAGGUGCCGGGCCAGCAGGCCGGGGGAGGCGGCCAGAGCGGACUGGCUCUGAGCCUGGAGGAGGUGAGGGAGAUCAAAGACGCCCAGAGCCAGCUGGAGGAAGACAUUGAGGAGAUAAAGGCUCAGUUCAAGAGAGAGUAUGGCAUCAUCAGCCAAACACUGCAGGAAGAGAGAUACAGAUUUGAGCGUUUAGAAGACCAACUGAACGACCUGACAGAGCUUCACCAACAUGAGAUGACUGAUCUGAAGCAGGAACUGGCCAGCAUCGAGGAAAGGGUAGCCUACCAGGCACAUGAAAGGGCCAGGGACAUUCAGGAGGCUCUGGAGUCGUGUCAGACGCGAGUGUCCAAGCUGGAGCUCCAGCAGCAGCAGCAGCAGACGGUCCAGCUCGAGAGUCGUGACGCCCGAGUCCUGCUGGGGAAGUGCAUCAACAUCAUGCUGGCCAUCAUCACCGUCAUCCUGGUGUGUGUCUCCACUGUGGCCAAGUUUGCUGCUCCAAUGAUGAGGAGCCGGCACCACGUAGUAGCUACCUUCCUGGGAGUUUGUUUUUUGACCAUUUUCUGGAAGAACUGGGACCGUUUACAGUACGCCAUAGACAGGUUGCUGGUGCCUGCCUGAUAGUGAUGAGUGAUAAUAAUACUGCAGAAACAUGGACGCUCUCUGUUGUCAGGAUAGGACUGUCUAAGAGGAUUGGUUGUACAAUUGUCAGAAGACACGAUCGCCACGCAUUUACAGAGGCCAUUGUUUUUUAAAGUCAGAAUGAAAUUCAAUUUUUUUCUAGAACUUGAAUGUCUGUUGCUAACAAUUUCAAUUUAACCUUUAAAAUAAUAUUUAUAUAACAGCACAUUGUGGUACAUCUCCAAGCAUCGCUAUGAAUCUUCACAAGACAUUUAUAGUGGAUUCAAGGGUGGAGAGGAGUGCACAUGAGACUCACUCUUGAUUAUUCUUUCUCAUUUUGUUUCAGGUCAAUUUUAACAUCUAUCAAACUGAAAACAUUGCACACACACACACACACACACACACACACACACACACACACACACACACACACACACACACACACAAAACUCAAGCUUGGUAUCUUGUUUGCCACAGUUAUGAAAUGCUAAUGAAUCCCUUGGAGGUAUAGUUGUACAUUUUGGGAAAUAAGCUUAUUCGUUUUCUUGCCAAAAGUUAGAUGAGAUGAUCAAUACCAUUCAUAUCUGUACAGUGAAUGUGAAGCUACUGCCAGCAAACAGUUAGCUUAGGUUAGCAUAAACACUGAAAACAUUACAAACAGGGGGAGCCAGCUAGCGUGGCUCUGUCCAAAGGCAACAAAAUCCACCUACUAGCACCUAUGAAGCUAACUAAUUAAGACGUCAUCUAAACAUCUUGUGUUUUUAAUCUUCGCACAAACCAAUGUGUAGAGAAGGACAUGUUGUUUUUAAACUCUAGUUUUUGGUUUGUUUUCAGAGGUUCAGAGGUACACAAAGAUACAUUUUUUGCCAUUGCACAGAGACAGGCGAGCUAUUUCCCCCUGUUUUAGUCUUUAUGCUAAGCUAAGCUAACUGGCUACUGGUUGUAGCUUCAUAUAACUUUCAUGUUUAGCAUACAGACAUGAGAGUGGUAUCAAUCCUCAAAUCUAACUCUGAAAAGAAUCAAGGCAUAUUUCCCCAAAUGUUAAACUGUUCUUUUAAUUGAGGAAUCUACAGGCUGAAGCACAGAGGCAAUGGACAACCUGUUUUUUUUUUAUUUCUUGUUGCCUUGUGUGGUCAGUCCUUUUUUUCUGUUUACUGUUCCUGAUGUUUAAAGUGCAAUAUGUUUGAUUUGUAAGAGCUCUGUUUUAAAUAUGUUUCUUUUAGGAGUGAACGUUUUUACGUCGAUGUUUUACAGUGACAGGGGGCUGCUGCUGUUGGGGUCGGGUGUGGAAAUAUCAUUAAUGUUGGCAUGAGAGAUCCAUAACCACUGAAGCUGCUGCUGGGCUCUUAUAAGACCAGCUGUCUUCUCUCUGAAGGGCCAAAAAUCAGUCCCACUGCAUUACCGCGCUGGUAGCAUGGAAAUAUCAACGACAACCAGGCCAUCUCCCCAGUGCAGGCAGACGCACGUGCACACACACCCAAACGACACACAACAGUCCAGAGGCUCUCUUUAUGUCUUAAGAGUGUGAUUUUUGUCUUUUACUAAUAAUAUGAUUGAGAGGCGAUGGGUUUAUACUGUGAUACAGGGCCUUUUUUCGAAGAAGUAACAAAGAGCCUUCAGUACUCAGAAUCUCAUGUCAUACUCAUGUCUGAUGAUCUGUGAUGAUCUACAAGCCAAUUUUUGACUGAGUGAUGUGUUCUUUCACGUUUGUCUCACGAACAUUGCCUAUGAUGAUCUCAAGUGAAGCCACGGACCACUUUUUUAAAUGUUUGUCUGCCAUAAUAACACGUUUGUGUUUGUCGUCUACUUUAUCAUAUUUUAUCUUGUUAAUGUUUUGACAUAUUUGGGUUUUACCCACAGAUCUGGUUUACAUUCUCUUUUCAUCUCUGGUGCACUAUGUGAUCAAUCAGUUGUAUUUUCAUGCAUUACGUGCCUUUGUCUGACACUUUCUGUUAAAUUAAACAAUACUUUUUAAUCAACCUGUGACUGAUUUGGCAUGAUUAGGCAUGGAGUUGUUUGGUGAUUUGUUGUUGUAUUCGUCAUGUGAUUCCUAUUUUUCAUACACAUUUCAGUAUCUAGAAGUCUCAGUAGAGUGCAGACAACAGCCAGAAAAUCAUAGAUUAUUUCACCCAGUUGCAAUUAGUGUAAAUAAGGAAACAGACGGAAUUUUAUUAACUCAGUGAAACUUCCUGAGAGUAUCCUAUUUGCAUUCACAGUCGAUUUCUUUAUUUUCAUUUCAGAGAUUUGCACCAGAAGAAUUGACCUUAUAAAAACUUACACGCAUACAGUUUCUAAUAAGUUACACUCAACAUGAACACCACAAAUAUUUGCUCUUCUUUUACUGCUAAACACUCGCUCCUUCUUCACCACCAGAGGGUGUAGGCGCCGCACUGUUGGCACGUUGGAGACCAAGAAAACAUUGGAAGGCUGCAGCAUCUUAAA